Messenger RNA from Saitoella complicata NRRL Y-17804, 901 nucleotides. RefSeq names its product meiotic nuclear division protein 1. The coding region runs from base 54 to 674 and encodes 206 amino acids. Gene Ontology annotation, biological process: reciprocal meiotic recombination. Gene Ontology annotation, molecular function: double-stranded DNA binding. The transcript has 4 exons. Lineage: Eukaryota; Fungi; Ascomycota; Saitoellomycetes; Saitoellales; Saitoellaceae. The record is from RefSeq and is a predicted model, not a curated record.
GACCCAGUUGACCCCCUUGGUUACUCUGGUCUUUCUUCUUUAAGCACUGGACGAUGUCGAAAAAAGGGUUGUCUGCCGCCGAGAAGGCUACCCGUAUGCAAGAAAUCUUUCACGAGAGUCAAGAGUUCUACCAAUACAAGGAGAUCGAGAAAAUCGCGUCUAACAAGAAGAAGAUUGUGGCGAUGACGGUCAAGGAGGUGUUGCAAGGCUUAGUUGACGACGGGUUGGUCAAGAGUGAGAAGAUUGGUACAUCCAUUUACUACUGGUCUUUUCCCUCAGACUCUCAUCACCUCCGUUCGCAGCGCAUUGCCGCACUCGAGAACGAGCUUGUGACUUUGGAGACAGUUCAAUCGUCGUUGACCAACAAUCUUGAACUCGAGAAGGCCGAACGCGUCGAAAGUGAAGAGCGUCGUGCUUUGUUAAAGGAGGUGAAGGCUUGUGAGGAGCAGGUAAAGGCAAUGAAAGAUGAGUUGGGUCGCUAUACGGAGAAUGACCCUGUCCUUCUGGAGGCAAAACGUGCUGCGGCAAACAGCGCAAGACAAGCUGCAAAUAUGUGGACAGACAACAUCUUCAUCCUCCAGCAGUACUUGAGGGAUCAAAUGGGUAUGGGAGCAGAAGAGCUCGAACAGAUGAUGCAGCAGAACGGAGUUCCGUUAGACCUGGACUCUCUCUAAAGCUGUUGUGCUAGUUUAACUGUCAAGGAUAUAUACGAUGGUAUACAGAUUGCAUGUUGCUCGGGUUUUGAUGUUGGCAGCUGGUGGAGGUGGGUUGCGUCCUUGGGUUUUUCACACGGUGGGUCCAAUAGUGACUGACUCGCCCAGCUGGAGAUUGAGUGCUCAGUGUCGAAUGGAACCCUUCGUAGCUCUUAAAAUCAACAGGCCAAACACCUAUGACAAACGUC